UUUUUAAUUUUUUAAUUUUCAAUCACAUCAUUCCAAAUCCUUGGGAGGUAAUGAUUUGUGGCAAAAAUAUAUAAUACACUUGAGCGUCCGUACGAACUCUGGCCAAUUAGCCUUUAGAUUAUAAUAUUAUUAUAAUGCCCUUCAAACCCUCAUUUUCCUGUAGCAAAAUUCAUCGCAGAAAUUCAUUCAAUUGAUUGCAGACGAUAGCAAAUAUAAUAAAUUUGACAUAAAUUUAAUGCCCAUUUUCGAACUCCCUGUGAAUAGUUAAUUCAUUUUGGUCUCAUAUUCCUUACAAUUUUUUUUUGUUCUUUUUAGAAAGGCUUUUCAAUUCUGCUCGCAUUUUUUUGUGAGCGGCAGUUGGACAUUUUGUCACUGGAUUAAAGUGGCUGCCAGUAAAUCUUAGUUUUCCAAUCGUGGAUUUAAUUAUUAUAAUUUUUUUUCGCGGGAGGCUUCGAGGUCGACGAAACACUUCAAGUAAAGGCAUCAUUCAUUUUAGGGAGAAAAUAUACUGGAUUUGGUUGGAAAGAUCUUAAGGAUAUCAGUUUUCCACAAUCCAUAACAGUUCUUUUUACUGUUUUUGGAAAGAGCUUAUGCAAAUUCUAGAUGAGAACCAAGAGUUUAUUUAGUAGGAGAAAUAUGGUCAUAGGUGGUUCACCAAGGGCCAGCAUUUUGUAAGCUUUGGGAUUUUGGAUGCUAAGAGCAAACUUUUGUUCGUAUAGCUUCGUGAUGAAGAAGUUGCAGUUAAGAACAUGACAGUGAUUUGGAAAUGGACUGGUGUUGAAGAAGUGUUAAAUGUGGAUUUUUUAUAAUUCUAAAUACACUUCUUGCUAUUCCUUCUGCAUUUCAGUAUCAAUUAGACAAUGCAGAUAGUAGUGGUAACUUUAGUCUUUUUGACAGUCUUGGUUAGAACUUUUGUAGAAUUCUAGUGGAGAAGUAUAUCAGAAUGCAGGCUCAAGCACACAUUCCCGGACAGGCUGCUGGUGACACUGGAGGACAGAUACCUGGUUUGACACCACAGAAUGGAAGCAGUUUAUCUUCACAUAUUGGAGGCUCUUGGAGGACAUGGAAAGGGGGCAGUGAUUUGCCCAAUGUGCGAAAUUGUAUGUUAGACAAAAUAAUUGAACUUCUGAGACGGCGUAAAAAUUCCCCUGGUUUGGAGAAACAACUUUGUAAUGUAGCAAGGCGUUUGGAGGAAGGUUUAUUUAAAGAAGCUACUACAAAGGAAGAGUACAUGGACAUUCGGACUCUGGAAACACGAUUGCAGGCUUUUGCCAAGCGUUCCCAACAUGGUAAUUGUAACCAAAGGUUUGUCCCACAUUCUGUUUCUUCCAAUGGCACUGUGGGAACAAUGAUUCCAACUCCAGGUAUGCCAAAUACUGGAUUUGGAUAUUCAGUGAUGUCAACUUCCAGUGGGGAUAUUUCCAUGAUGCCAGUUCCUAGUUCAAAAACUUUGAUUUCUAAUCCUUCUGGCAUGGGAUGUAUGCUUUCUGCUGGUAGUGGGUCUGAUCAUGUACAUUCUAACUCAUUUAUAGCAGCUGAUGGUAAUUCCAAUAAAAUGAAUGUUUUGGUUGAUUCUGGAGACAACUUGUCAUCUGUUCCGGGACCCCUAGGCAACAUGCCUCAAUGUCAGCAGGGAGUUGGAGGCAUGUCCAUGGGUGCAGCAAAUCAGAUAAUGCCUACAACAGGUUUCAGGAGUCGGAUGAUUCCAACCUCUGGGUUAGGAAAGUCUCCCUCUGGUGGAAUGGGUUAUUCAAGUGCUAACUACAUAGGAACUACUCCACAGCAAAUUACUGGGGGUGCAAAUGGGCACUUCUAUCAGAAUAUGAGUGGUCAAAUGGGUGGUAAUAACAUGCAGCGGAAAAAUUCUUCCUAUGGUUUAGCAAAUGGAAGCAUGAAUUGCGGGAUACAUAUGGCAGAAAAUAAUCAGAAUUUGAUGAAUAAUACCACAGCAUUAUCCAAUUCAGGAGGCUACUCAAAUGCUUCGCAGUAUGGUAAUGUCCAACUGCAUGCCCCCUCAGACCACAAUACCACUCAGCAGCAACGACAAGGUCUUCUGCAAUCUGCAAUGACCAAUCCAGUGGUUCCAUUAUCUGGUGAUGUUUAUGCAAUGAAUGCAGCCGAUCUUGCAGGUUCUGGAAGCUUAUAUGGACCUGUAUCAUCCAGUGUACUUCCAGUAGCAUCUAGCUUGAAUGGGAAAUCCUUAGGGUUACAAUCAACAAGGAUGAUACCUGUCCCUGGAUUGCCUUCACAGCAACAAAUAUUGCCAGCGAUACAGCAAAGCCAACAGAAUCAAUCACAGAAAAUGAGUAGUCCACAUGGGUUAUCUUUCUUGCCAAAGGGUCAAUCAAUUCAACUAAAGCAGCAGAAGCUAAGGUAUCAGCAACACCACAGUCACCAUCAGCAACAGCCACAUACAUAUCAACAGACACAUGUGCAUCAACAAAUACAACACAGUCAACAACAACAGCAACUACCUGUAGAAAGAAGAGGUGCACUUCACAAUCAACCUGAAUUUAUGGUCUCUGGUCAGAAAAAGGCAGGAACUGAAACACAUCAGAACGGAGCACUAAAGAAAGAAUUGGAAGAAAAAAAAACUCUUUUACUUCCAACAAGCCAACAACAGCAGGUUACUGUCAAUAAUCCAGCACAGCAAUCUGAGGAACUGAAUGAUAACUCUAAAAAUGCUCAGCAUCUCAGUCAAUUACAAUCUCAGAAAUUGCACAAGCUACGGGUUUCAUCAAGUCAAGAUCGACAAGAAGCGGAGUCUAAUAAUGUUUAUAAUGAUGUUGCAGCUCAAGUUAAGCCAGAAGUUUGGUUGCAAGGAGAGCAGGAGUUGCAAGCGCCGGAGAAGCACCAUCUUUCGCAGCAAUUUUCUAGUAUAAUAAAGCAGCAACAACCAUCCCAGGAACAAUCACCACAGCUAAAGGAUCAUGAUGUGGUACAAGAACAGCAACCAUCACAAGAAGUUUCAGGAAAUGCUAUUACUUCAACUGCAACAUCCCAACCAAGGCCUGGGACUGCUGGAUCUGCUUCUGGUAGUAUGCAGCCCAGUGUUAGUUCUGAACAACAGAAAAUGCAGUACUAUAAACAACAAAUGUGGCUGCUUUUUUUGCACCAUGUCAGUAGAUGUAGAGUUCCAGAAUGUCGAACUCCUAAUUGCAUUGUAGGGCGGGAGCUGUGGGCACAUGUUACCACAUGCCGUGACACACAGUGUAGUUAUCCACGUUGUCGUGGAUCUCGGAAGCUUCUAGUUCAUCAUCAACAAUGUCAAAAUAACACUUGCCCUGUUUGUGGACCUGUUCGCCAUUUUAUUAUGAAACAACGUGCAAAUGGCUAUGCUCAAUCAUCAAAUCUUGGAGCAAUAGAUUGUAUGAAUGUUGUGCCAAAAUCUUCAAAUUUUAACAAUACAGCUGGAACUAAAAUAAAUUUGCCAGCAAGUUCUGGAGCUUCCAUACAUGACUCAGCACAGGAAGAACAACCUCCAAGUAAAAGAAGAAAGUCUGAACCUUCCUCUCCAAGUUACACACAUCAGGAAGCUGAAAGUGCAAUGGUAUCUGGGACAAGUCCAAGUGAGGUGCAAGCAAUUACCCAAAUGCAAACUCAAGAUUUUGAGUCAAGUGGACAUGAUGCAGGUAUGAUGAAAUCUCAUGCAUUGAAGUCAUCCAAAGUAGAACCAAUACCUGUGAAGAUAGAGCAGGCUGCGAGUCCACAACAAGGAUCUAGCCAAAAAUCAUGGGAAUUCAAGAAUGAUAUUUGUCAGAAUCCACAUGCUGAACAUGGGCAUAUACAAGGGCAACGGGUUAAGGCAGAACUUGCAAUGCCUUCUUCUGGAAGUGCCCCUGUGCAAGUUAAGCAAGAAACUGUGCAGGUUAAACAUGAAACUAUAAUUGAUAUUCCCUCCGCCGAUAAUUCAGCUUCUGAAAAAUUUGUUAAGUCAAAGAUCAAAGGUGUUUCUUUAACAGAGCUUUUCACCCCUGAGCAGAUAAAGGAACAUGUUAAAGGGCUGCGACAGUGGGGUUGGCAGAGCAAAGCAAAGGCUGAAAAAUAUCGGAAUAAGGAGCUCCAAAUGACUGGUGAAACAUGCCAGUUAUGUAAUUUAGAUACAAUUACAUUUGAUCCACCCCCUAUUUAUUGUUCACCAUGUGGGGCCCGCAUCAAGCGCAAUGCAUUGUAUUACCUUUUGGGAGCUGGUGAUACAAGACAUUGUUUUUGUAUAGCAUGUUAUAGUGAAAGUCGAGGUGAUUCAGUCAAGAUAGAUGGAAAUGCAUAUCCAAAGUUGAAGCUUGAGAAGAAGAAAAAUAUGGAUGAAAUUGAAGAAUCGUGGGUGUGUUGUGAUAUUUGUGAAAAAUGGCAACAUCAAGUAUGUGCGCUAUUCAAUGGUAAAAGGAAUGAAAAUGAGCAGGCAGAAUAUACAUGCCCAAACUGUUACACAGAGCAGAUAAAGAAAGGUAUACGGAAACCAUUACCACAGAGUGCUGUUCUUGGUGCAAAGGAUUUACCAAGGACUUUUCUGAGUGAUCACAUUGAGCAAAGACUUUUUAGACGUUUAAAAGAGGAGAGACAAGAAAGAGCAAAAGCCCUAGGCAAGAACUUUGAGGAGGUGCCAGGAGCUGAGGCUCUUGUCGUGAGAGUUGUAUCAUCUGUUGAUAAAGUACUAGAAGUGAAACAGCGGUUCCUAGAUAUGUUUCAACACCAAAAUUAUUCAAAUGAAUUUCCAUACAAGUCAAAGGUCCUCCUGUUAUUUCAAAAAAUUGAAGGUGUAGAGGUUUGUCUUUUUGGUAUGUACGUGCAAGAAUUUGGGUCAGAAUGCUCCCAUCCAAAUCAGCGACGCAUCUAUCUCUCCUACUUGGAUUCUGUGAAGUAUUUUAGGCCGGAGGUGAAAACUAUGAAUGGUGAAGCUCUUCGUACCUUUGUAUAUCAUGAAAUUCUGAUUGGAUAUUUGGAUUACUGUAAGAGACGUGGCCUGACUAGCUGUUAUAUUUGGGCCUGUCCUCCGCUGAAGGGAGAAGAUUAUAUUCUCUAUUGUCAUCCUGAAACACAGAAGACACCAAAAUCAGAUAAACUCCGUGAAUGGUAUCUAACGAUGCUACGUAAGGCCAGCACGGAGGAAAUUGUGGUGGAUGUGACAAAUAUGUAUGAUUACUUUUUUGUGUCUACUGGUGAGCGGAAGGCUAAAGUCACCGCAGCUCGCUUGCCAUACUUUGAUGGGGACUACUGGCCUGGGGCUGCUGAGGAAAUGAUAAUGCAGAUACAGAGGGAGGAAGCAGAUGGUCUGAGAUAUCAGAAGAACAAAAAAUAUAUGACAAAGAGGUCCUUGAAAGCUGCUGCUCAAACUGAUGUUGCUAGCAACACUUCAAAGGACACUCUGUUAAUGAAGAAACUUGGAGAUUCCAUCCAUCCAAUGAAAGAAGAUUUCAUUAUGGUUCACUUGCAGCAUGCAUGUACCCAUUGUUGUUUGUUCAUUGUUUCUGGCAAGCGUUGGGUUUGCAAACAAUGCAAAAAUUUUCAACUUUGUGAGAAGUGUUAUGAGGCAGAACAAAAGCUUGAUGAAAGGGAAAGGCAUCCUGUUAACAAUAGGGAAAAGCACCUGUUUUUUCCAAUUGAGGUGAUGAAUAUUCCAGCAGACACAAAGGAUAAAGAUGAAAUCAUGGAAAGUGAGUUCUUUGACACUCGCCAGGCAUUCCUAAGUCUUUGUCAAGGAAAUCACUACCAGUAUGACACAUUGCGUCGUGCAAAACAUUCUUCCCUGAUGGUACUCUACCAUCUUCAUAAUCCAACGGCACCUGCUUUUGUGAGUACAUGCAACAUUUGCCAGCAUGAUAUUGAGACAGGACAGGGAUGGCGCUGUGAAAUUUGCCCUGAUUAUGAUCUUUGCAAUGUUUGCUAUAAAAAAAACGACUCUGUGAAACAUCCCCAUAGAUUGACAGCUCACCCGUCCCUAGCUGAUCGGGAUGCACAAAAUCAAGAAGCAAGGCAGCAACGGGUUCUGCAGCUCCGGAAGAUGCUUGAUCUUCUUAUACAUGCUUCUCGGUGCCUCUCUCCUCAAUGUGCAUAUCAAAAUUGUCGGAAAGUCAAAGGCCUCUUUCGCCAUGGCACAAACUGCAAAAAACGUGCUGCACAGGGCUGCAGCCUUUGCAAGAAGAUGUGGCAUAUAUUACAGUUACAUGCACGAGCUUGCAAGGAAUCAGAAUGUCGUGUUCCUCGUUGCAAGGAUUUGAAACAGCACAUUAGGAGGUCCCAAAAUCAAAUGGAAUCACGGCGCAGAGCUGAUGUUAUGGAAAUGAUGAGAAAUCGUGCUGCAGAGAUUGCUCGAGAUACCCAUUCAUCACAUGUACGCUGAGCUUGAGUGAACUUUACAAACAAGAUAGCAUCACUUAAAUGAAAUUAAUGAUAAAAAAAGAUUUCAAAGCAUGCUUUAGUGCUUGGAAUUUGUCUGUUGGCACAAUUUGAUGAAAAAUUCAUGUUUGAUUUUCAAGGCAAUGUUAUUCAACAUUUCUAGUGGAUACCAGAGCUGCAUGAUAAAUUGAUGCCCUUGUGUAUUAGCACAUAUAAUAUGUUGGCCCUAGAGAGCAGUGUGUUAUUAUCAAUUUUGACACUUGGAAUGGCUCUGUACCAUUCUGAAGCUGGGUAUGGUGAUUUUUUUUUGUAGUGAAUAGGGUACUAAUUUUUAAUUACAUGCCAAGAAUGAGAGAGGAGUGCGAAGGUUUUCUUCUGUCGAGCACUUUUUCUGGACUGAUUAUUCACCAUCAACAGAGUGAAAAAAUUAAUAAGCAUUUUGUUUUCCAUGUCGAGAGAAAUGACACUGGGACUUCCACUUUCACCAAUGGCAUAUACAGUUACGAUGAGUCAAUAAUUGGCAAUGUUUUGUAUGUCACUGGCACCGGUCAAGUAUGAAGAGUAGCUGAUCAGGCUUUCAGGAACAACAAAGCUGUGCAAGCAAUAUUAACAUCGCUUCAAGAAAAAAACUGAGAUCUUCAUUUGAAUUGUAACAUAGUUUUGUUAACUUAAUUGUUAUCUAUCUAAUUUUGCAGGCUCAAUUCUUUGUAUAAGUAAUGUUCUGUAAAUUCUCAGCAAUUGUUCUGUAAAAGUUCAUUGGUUGAACUCAAGGGACUAUUGCUUUAAUGGGCAGGAUUGACUUUUGACUUGUAAAUUCUACAAUAUUCUCCAUAAAGUGGAAUACAAAUAAUUAGUUCUUUUAAGCAUUC
This is a messenger RNA of Cryptomeria japonica (Japanese cedar), 7205 nucleotides long. Its product is annotated as histone acetyltransferase HAC1. The transcript has 17 exons. Lineage: Eukaryota; Viridiplantae; Streptophyta; Pinopsida; Cupressales; Cupressaceae. Gene Ontology annotation, molecular function: chromatin DNA binding; transcription coactivator activity; zinc ion binding. Gene Ontology annotation, cellular component: transcription regulator complex; histone acetyltransferase complex. Gene Ontology annotation, biological process: positive regulation of transcription by RNA polymerase II. Bases 944 to 6340 code for a protein of 1798 amino acids. The record is from RefSeq and is a predicted model, not a curated record.